Messenger RNA from Parnassius apollo (apollo), 4941 nucleotides. NCBI's taxonomy places the organism in Eukaryota, Metazoa, Arthropoda, Insecta, Lepidoptera, Papilionidae. The record is from the annotation of a GenBank genome assembly.
AUGAGUACUGGGACCUUACAACUUCCUGGCGGACCCGUUACCGCCAACCCAGUGUCGGGAACCAAGGAGUGGCACCAGUCUAUAACAGCUGAUCUCAGAAACCACCUUGUUCAUAAACUGGUCCAAGCUAUCUUUCCGACUCCAGACCCAACAGCAAUGCUUGACAAAAGAAUGCACAAUUUGGUCGCAUAUGCGAGAAAAGUAGAAGGCGAUAUGUAUGAAAUGGCCAGUACGCGUUCUGAAUACUACCACUUACUUGCCGAAAAAAUAUACAAGAUACAAAAGGAAUUAGAAGAAAAAAGACAAAAACGAAAAGAGCAGCAACAACAACAAUUACAACAGCAGCAGCAGCAACAACAACAACAGCAACAUCAGCAGCAGCAACAACAGCAGCAGCAACAACAACAACAACAGCAGUUACAACAAUCAGGCAUAAUGUCGGGAGGCGUUCUAGGAGUGCGAGCGCCCGGUUUAGGACCCGGCCCUGGAGUAGGAGUCGCAGCAAGUGUUGGACCAGGCGUGGGACCCAGUGUGGGAUUGGCGAGGCCUGGCUUAGGGACUGCACCGGGUUUGGGCCUAAGAAUACCUUCGCCAGGAAUGGCGCCGUUGGCUAUGCCCACUAGCCGCAUGGCAUUCCAGUCUAACCUUGUUGGUCCACCUGGACCCAGUCCCAAUCAGAUGGCGCACACGCCGAACGGCGGCGGCAGUAGCGUGGGCGUGGGCAGCGCUGGUAGCGCGGGUGCGGGCGCGGGCAACCCCGGCAUGUCGCCGUUCGGGCAGCCGAUGCCGUCGCCAGCGCAGUACGCGCCCAUGCAGACCAACGGCCCGGCGCCGCUCGCCUCGCCCAACCACCAGGAGGCCAAAGUGCGCUUGUCAGGAGCUCCCGUCGCGAGUCCUUUUAUGAACAAUUCAGCAUUCCGAAGCGAAUCUUCCACUGCGUCGCCUAAUCCUACAAACUCUGCCGGCCCUGCCCCUCCAGGGACCCCGGCCACGCCCCACACACAUCCGAGUCCCGCCCCCGAGACUCGCCCUAUCUCCCGCCCUUCCUCCGUUUCCGCCCAAAAGGCAGCAUUAAAUGCCGCCGCCUCAGCCGAUGACAGUCCCGAAGAUGUUCGGGUCAAAAUGGAACCUGAAGAAGUGGGAAUUAAGGAGGAGCCUGACGAGGACUGUGGGGGAAAAGGCAUGAGGGACGAAACUCCUAGUGAUAAAGAACCUAUGGAAAGGCCAGAGAGGCAUACAGAGUUUGUAGUGAAACAGGAAAUAAAACAAGAAAUAAAAGAAGAACCAAAUGAAGGACCUCCAAGUGUGAGUGGCGAAACAGAUAGAGGUCCAAAGAGAAUGCUUGUUUUCAAACCUGAGGAAUUGAGACAGGCUUUAAUGCCAACACUAGAAAAAUUAUUUUGUCUGGACCCAGAGUCUCUUCCAUUUAGGCAGCCUGUUGAUGCGCAAGCUCUGGGCAUUCCGGAUUACUUUGACAUUGUGACGAAGCCUAUAGAUUUGUCCACUAUCAAAAUGAAGCUCGAUAGGGGUGAAUAUAAAGAUCCAUGGGAGUAUGUGGAUGAUGUAUGGCUAAUGUUUGAGAAUGCAUGGCUUUAUAACAGAAAGAACUCUAGGGUCUACAGGUAUUGUACAAAGCUGUCAGAGGUGUUUGAACAAGAAAUUGACCCCGUCAUGCAAAAUCUGGGAUAUUGUUGUGGAAGGAAGUAUACCUUCAAUCCUCAAGUGCUUUGCUGCUAUGGAAAACAACUAUGUACGAUACCUCGUGAUGCAAAGUACUUCAGUUAUCAGAACAGUCUAAAAGCAUAUGGGGUUGUGUCCGAUAGAUACACCUUCUGCCAGAAAUGCUUCAAUGACAUCCAGGGCGACACCGUCACGUUGGGAGACGAUCCGCUACAGCCACAAACAGCUAUCAAGAAAGAUCAAUUUAAGGAGAUGAAAAACGAUCAUUUAGAACAAGAACCAUUUGUUAUCUGUAUGGAUUGUGGUAGAAAGCAGCAUCAAAUAUGUGUGCUUCACCAUGACCAAAUUUGGCCCCAAGGCUUCUGCUGUGAUAAUUGUUUGAAGAAGAAAGGGGCGAAACGGAAAGAGAACAAAUUCUGUGCAAAGAAGUUACCCACUUCGAAACUUGGCAUUUAUAUUGAGACGAGGGUUAAUAAUUUUCUUAAGAAGAAAGAGGCUGGCGCAGGCGAAGUCCAUAUCAGAGUUGUCGCGUCGUCUGAUAAAAUUGUAGAAGUAAAGCCUGGAAUGAGGUCUAGAUUUGUAGAAUCAGGAGAGUUGUGUGCUGAAUUCCCGUAUCGGGCGAAAGCACUGUUCGCAUUUGAAGAGGUUGAUGGGGCUGAUAUUUGUUUCUUUGGGAUGCAUGUGCAGGAAUACGGCAGCGAAAGUCCGUCGCCCAACACGAGGCGAGUUUAUAUAGCAUAUCUAGAUUCUGUUCAUUUCUUCCAACCUCGGCAGUAUAGGACUGCUGUAUAUCAUGAGAUUUUAUUAGGUUAUUUGGAUUACGCUAAACAAUUGGGUUACACAAUGGCCCACAUAUGGGCCUGUCCACCAUCUGAAGGGGACGAUUACAUUUUUCACUGCCAUCCGCCUGAACAAAAGAUACCUAAACCUAAGAGGUUACAAGAGUGGUACAAAAAGAUGUUAGAUAAGGGUAUCAUAGAGAGAAUAAUAUUAGAUUACAAAGAUAUUCUUAAGCAAGCAAUGGAGGACAAUAUCUCUUCAGCAGCGGAGCUCCCUUACUUCGAGGGUGAUUUCUGGCCGAACGUCUUAGAGGAAUCUAUCAAGGAACUAGAUCAAGAAGAGGAGGAAAAGAGAAAGCAGGCCGAAGCCGCUGAAGCAGUGAUAUUCCAGUCUUCCGAAGAAAAUGAACAAGGGCCUGAUGGAAAAAAGAAAGGACAGAAAAAAGCAAAAAAGUCGAACAAAUCCAAGGCCGCUCAGAGAAAAAACAGUAAGAAGCAGAGCGACCAACAGCAGGGUAGUGAUCUCAGUGCAAAAAUAUUUGCAACCAUGGAGAAACAUAAGGAGGUGUUCUUUGUUAUAAGGCUACAUUCCGCGCAGUCAGCGGCAAGCUUAGCGCCAAUCCAAGACCCUGAUCCAUUAGCUAAUUGUGACCUCAUGGAUGGUCGCGACGCUUUCCUAACGAUGGCGAGAGACAGGCAUUACGAAUUUUCAUCGACGAGGCGGGCGAGGUUUUCUACGCUUUGUAUGUUAUACGAGCUCCACAACCAAGGUCAAGAUAAAUUCGUUUACACAUGCAACAGUUGCAAGUCACACGUCGAGACGAGGUAUCACUGUACUGUCUGCGACGAUUUUGACUUGUGCGUGCCUUGUUAUGAGAAAGAGGGUCAUCCGCAUAAAAUGGAGAAACUCGGAUUGGACAUCGACGUCGGUUCAUCGCCGGGAGAUAUGAAGCAGGCGAAUCCGCAGGAGGCGCGGAAACUGUCCAUCCAAAGGUGUAUACAGUCGUUGGUUCACGCGUGUCAGUGCCGAGACGCGAACUGCCGGCUGCCGUCGUGUCAGAAGAUGAAGAGGGUGGUGACGCACACGAAGAUUUGCAAGCGGAAGACGAAGGGCGACUGUCCGAUCUGCAAGCAGCUAAUCGCGCUGUGCUGCUACCACGCGAAGCACUGCCAGGAGACGAAGUGCUCGGUGCCGUUCUGCAGCAGCAUCAAGCAGAAGCUGAAGCAGCAGCAGGUGCAGCAGCGCGUGCAGCAGCAGCAGCUGCUGCGGCGGCGCAUGGCCGCCAUGAACACGCGCGGCGGCUGCACGGGCGCGUCGCCGCCGCAUGCCGCCGCGCCGCUGGGCUCGCCGCCGCACGCCAGCACGCCCGCCAAGCCCAACGCGCACUCAGCGCACACCGCACACGCCGCGCACGCCGCCCACGCGCUGCCCACCAACGUGCAGAAGGCGCUGCAGCAGGUGCAGGAGGAGGCGGCGCGGCAGCAGGCGCCGUCGUACGGCAAGCAGGCGGCGAUGGGCCCGCCGGGCUGCGCGGGCGGCGCGCGCGGCGACUGGGCGCCGCGGUACCGCGCGCCGCCGCCGCUGCACCACGCGCCGCACCACGCGCGCCUGCCGCACCACGCGCCGCAGCACGCGCAGCACCCGCAGCACCCGCAGCUCGCACAGCACCCGCAGCAGCCGCUCGCCGCGCAGCAGAUGCAGCAAAGAGCGCCAGCGCCUCAACAACAGCAAACGCAACCUCAAGUACAUCAGAAAGCGCUACAGCAACUCAUGGCGACGCUGCGCUCACCAACAAGUCACAAUCAGCAGCAGGAGAUACUACAGAUACUCAAGUCUAAUCCUCCUUUAAUGGCAGCAUUUAUCAAGCAAAGACAAAACGCCCAAAAUCAGCAACAAGCCGCCAGUGGAGUUGGUGGCGUUGGCCCAGUUGGUAACGUCGGCGGAGUCGCCGGUGUAGGAAACGUAGGCAACGUUGGCGGCGUUGGAAACGUUGGCGUCGGCGGCGUGGGACUGGGCGGCGCCGUGCAGCAGCAGCCGCAGCUGCAACAUAUGAUGCAGCCGCAGCAGCAAAGGCUGCAGAUGCAUCAGAUGCUGCCGCAGCAGACUCAGGUCGGAGGCGCUGUCGGCGGCGUUUCGGGCGUGGGCAUGGGCGGCGUGUCGGGCCCGGGCGUCGGCAUGGCGAGCGGCGGCUGGUUCAAGCAGGGCGGCGUGGCGGGCGGCAUGCUGGGCAUGCGCGCGCCGUACGCAGGCGGCGGCGCGCCGCGGCUGGGCGCGCGCUAUUUCCCGGGCGGCGUGGGCGGGGUGGGCGGCGUGCUGCAGCGCUCGCCGCCCGCCACGCCGUCGCCGCGCCCACCCACGCCGUCGGAGCUGUUGCUGCUGCGGCAGUCGCCCGCGCCAGCCGCGCCACACCACGCGCCCGACGACCAGCCGCCGCCCAUGACGCCGCAGGACCAGCUCACCAAGUUCGUCGAGCAGUUGUAG